CUCGGCCCUUCGUAAACUAAAGCGCGUUAAAAAAACAAAACUACAGCUGGAACUGGAAGCAUCGAAUAGUUGAAUCAAAAUGAGUCUCAACGUGAGAGCCUCAAGUCUAAAAUGGAUUGUACAAAAUGAUAAAAUUGGCUGCUUCUUUAUCCAAUUGUAAACAAACACAAACCCAUAUGGCUUCACUGCGGAAGAAGCUUCCCUUAAACAGGUUCCGCCGCCGCUUGGACAAGCUGCGAUCUAGACAUAACAUUCGAUCUGUAAGGCAAAGGUUUGGCAAUGGCGGCAACACGCAGCAGCAACGGCCACCAACUAAACACCUUUGCCCUUUCUCCGAUCCAGUUGAACCGCACAAGCUCCAACGCCGCCGUUUACUAAGUCAGUCUCAACUCUCUGAAUGCUUCGGAUGCAAAGGCAAACACUUGGAGGGAAAAAGGUACUAUUACUUUUGUCCUCUUUGCAAUUUGGAAUUCCAUAGAGGUUGUCACGUCUUACCACAGCAGAUGAAACACCCUCUUCACCUUUCUCACCCACUCACCCUCAUCUCCUUAGAUCCUAAUUUUGACACCUCUAAGAUACCUCAAGAAUGGGGAGAAUCGUCGUCCUCUGAUUCAGAAGGUUCUUUUGACAGUGAUGAUGAGUUUGGUGGUCGUCGUCGUCUUCUUCGUCGUCGUGCUCGUUUUUUUAGUCCUUUUUUUGAUGUUGAAGAUGAUGAUGAUGAUGAUGUUGAUCUUGAUGAUGAUGACGAUGAUGAUGAUGAUGACGAUAACGAUCUAUCAGAUAUAUAUUAUGGAAAAUGCAAAUGUUGUCAGAAACGUUUUGAAGAUAUAUACUAUCAUUGUUCUGUUUGCAACUUCAGCCUCAAUUUCACUUGUACGAUAAAGCCACCACCUCUCACUAUCACUCACCUAAAAAGCCACAGCCACAUUCUCACUCUUUUUCCUAGACGAAUCCCUUUACCUUGUGAUGUUUGUGGGUUGUCUCUCAAUGACGCUCAUGAUCCAGUUUACGCUUGUCUUCCUUGUAACUACAUGGUUCAUAGAGCUUGUAUUAAUCUACCUCGUGUCAUUAAGAUCACCCGCCACCAACACCGCCUGUCUCUCAUUUCCUCUCUUAUUUCCGGUGAUUUUUCUUGUGGAGUUUGUCGUAAAACCAUCGACAUUAGCUACGGACAUUAUUCUUGCAUUAAGGGAUGUUGUUAUGGUGCACAUUCCAAAUGUGCAACGAAUAAAAACGUGUGGGACGGCAAAGAUCUCGAAGAUGUGCCUGAAGAACCAGAAGAAGUUAUCGAACCAUUCGUAAGAAUUGAUGAGGAGACGAUACAUCAUUUCACUCAUUCAUGUCAUCUAAAACUCCAAGGGAAGGGUAGCCAUCGCGGUGAAAAAAAGUUUUGUAAGGCGUGCUGCUUUCCAAUAUCGAUUUAUGAUACUUUUUACACUUGUUUGGACUGCGACUUUGUUCUUCACGAAGCAUGUGCAUGUCUUCCUCGCAUACAACAUCAUCCGCUACACAAGCAUCCACUUAUCCUUAACAAAAGUGACCCCUCUCUUCAGCUUUACGUUGAUGGUUAUUCUGUUGAAGGCAUGUUUGCUUGCAGUGCUUGUCGCCGACAUAGUACGGGUUUCGUGUACAGUUGCAACGUAGAAUUUUGUGACUUUCAGGUAGAUGUCAAGUGUGCUUUCCUUCCUGAUACAUCAGUCCAUGAGAGCCAUCCAAAUCACCCCAUCUACAUCAAUUUGACCAAAGGAGCAUGCAUGGGUUGUAGUAAUGCGUGUUCAAGAAAGUACUUAGAGUGUUUGAUCUGCGACUCCUUUCUGGGAGUUGAAUGUGCUACUUUGCCAAGUGUAGCACACUACAAGCACGAUAGCCAUCCACUCACACUUUGCUAUGGAGAAAAAGGAACAACAAGUGGUCAAUACUGGUGUGAGAUUUGUGAAUCAAAACUAGAUGCGAGCGAGUGGUUCUAUACAUGUGACUCUUGUAGAGUCACUCUCCAUCUGAAAUGUUUAUUGGGAAAUGACAUGUACAUUAAACCCCAACAUUUUGUCGGAAAAGAAGGAGAGAUUGAAAUUGCUCUUAACGAUGGUAACACUCGACCGUUUUGCUCUGUAUGUCAUGUACGUUGUACGGACAUUUCGGUAUUCAAGUACCAAGAUAAUGUUUACUGUGAUUUGGGUUGUGUUAGAAAAGUUAAGAUCUAUGAGAGCAGAGGAAGUGAACUCUUCAGCAGCCAAACAGCACAGCUCAAGUCCCUCAAGUGAGCUUCAACAGUCAAACACCACCCCUCAAGGCCUCAAGUGAACUUCAUCACUCUUUUAUCACUAGACUAAUACGACUUCUCGAUAGAGCCCGUAAGCUAAAGGACAGUCAACGUGGUAUGAGGUCACACAAUUUGAAUGUUUGUUAAAUUAAGGUUUCUGGUCAUUCGGAUUUGUAAUGCUUCGUCUUUUUUUUAUAGUUGAGUAUUUGAUCAAAAUGUUGUGUUGGCCGUUUGUGAUGACCUAAAACCUGGAAAAGAUCUGGUUUGGUAACGCAAAAGGGAGAGAUUGUAACUGUUCUUUUAAAUUUUUAUUGGCACCUACAGUAAGUGAAUCACUGCAUUAAUAUUUUUUAAAUGUAAUCAAUUUAAAAUGUACUACUGUAUGUUUGUUAGGAAAAAAAAAGAAGGUUAAAAAAGAAAGAACAUACUAAAUUAUUAAUUCAAU
Arabidopsis thaliana (thale cress) is the source of this 2705-nucleotide messenger RNA. Its product is annotated as Cysteine/Histidine-rich C1 domain family protein. The transcript has a single exon. The record is from RefSeq and is marked reviewed. Lineage: Eukaryota; Viridiplantae; Streptophyta; Magnoliopsida; Brassicales; Brassicaceae. Bases 126 to 2261 code for a protein of 711 amino acids.